AUGGAAUCUAUCACAUCUGGCUCGGAGAUCAUACAUAUCGAGGGGUUAAAGUACCUAAAAGGAGAGAUUAUUGGCACUGUUGCCCCAACCUCUUCAAUCUGCCGAAAAGACAGUAGUCCUGUGCCAGUAACAGUUAUUGAAUUGACUGAUGUGACUUCGUUCGACCCAGCAAUAAUUCGAGAUAUUUCUAAGACUAGAUUGAAACACUUCUUUUGCAAAGAUGAUGUUUUCCACAACAGUUUUGCCCAACAUUUGCUCCUCAAAACAUCGCCAGAUGCCGAGCACAGCUGGAAGCGUGUCCAAACAGAUCUCGAAACUCUGAAUUUUCAGUCAGAUCUGCCUCGUGAAGGCCCAUAUCUGCUGAUUGGUACAGCCCUACACAGGGUGUUCAAAUUGUACCCAGAUACUUACAAUGCCUUUAUGUACGGCAUUUUGCAAUCAGGUCAUCCUCCAAGCUUCAAAAAGUCACCAGUAGGAGGAUACAUUCCCGUCCCUUCUCGGCUCUAUUAUGAGCAAUGUGCGGAUAGGCCACUUGCUGGAAAGCAUAUUGCUAUCAAGGAUAUCUACGAUAUCCAAGGUCUCGUCACAGGAGCAUCUUCGCAAGCCUACGCGAAGUCGGGAAACCCUGCAGGCACCACAGCUCCCUGUAUUCAGACCCUACUUGAUCUCGGUGCUGUCAUUAUUGGAAAAGUCAAGACUGUUCAGUUUGCUUCGGGAAUGUCAGCGGGAGAUUGGACUGAGACUGUUUGUCCCACCAACCCUAGAGGAGAUCAGUACCUUGACCCGAACUGUAGCAGUUCAGGAAGUGCAGUUAGUGUUGCUGGUUAUGAGUGGCUAGACUACGCUAUUGGAUCAGACAGUGAGGAAGCCACAUCUCCACCAGGCUCGUCUGACUAG
Messenger RNA from Cadophora gregata, 897 nucleotides. RefSeq lists its product as uncharacterized. NCBI's taxonomy places the organism in Eukaryota, Fungi, Ascomycota, Leotiomycetes, Helotiales, Ploettnerulaceae. The transcript is spliced from 3 exons. The record is from RefSeq and is a predicted model, not a curated record. Bases 1 to 897 code for a protein of 298 amino acids.